Messenger RNA from Trichomonas vaginalis G3, 600 nucleotides. RefSeq lists its product as uncharacterized. Lineage: Eukaryota; Parabasalia; Trichomonadida; Trichomonadidae. The record is from RefSeq and is a predicted model, not a curated record. The transcript has a single exon. Bases 1 to 600 code for a protein of 199 amino acids.
AUGUUUCUGAACGUAUCCUUAGAUGGAAAUGCAUGGAUAACAUACUGGUGUGAAAUAAACAGUUACUACCUUGAUUUCUACAGCGUGAAAGAAAACACAGAAGAGCGCGAAUUAUUCUCAACAAUUCAUUUAGGCUUUGCAGAGUUCAUUCCAUCAUCAAAUAGUUCAAAACCGGAUGUUAUUGAAAUAAUUGGUACCCGACCUCCAAUGCGCAACUUCAGACUUUAUAUUUAUACAUAUGAAACUUUUAAUCUCAUAACUUUAAUCAAAAUUUGUAAAAAACAACGCGAACAAUGGAUUUCUCAACCGAAAUACUUAAGAGAUUGCUCAAUUUCCGUGAAACCACAUACUAUUUUAGCACUCCGCCAAAAAUGGAAUGUUAAUCAAGGAGAAGUAUUAAUCGAAAAGAAGACCACAGAGAAAAUACGUUUUCAACUUACAGAUAUUGAAAUUUUAGAUCCAAUAAUAAAUCCAGAAUUACCAUUUCAUUUUAGAUUCAGGACCAGAAAAAUGGACGAUAUUGCUAUACAUAAAUUACAUUCAAUAGAUAAUAUGAGGGAUUUAUUCAAUACAAUCUUGACUAACUUACAAUCAGCCUAA